This is a messenger RNA of Echinostoma caproni, 4872 nucleotides long. The record is from the annotation of a GenBank genome assembly. Lineage: Eukaryota; Metazoa; Platyhelminthes; Trematoda; Plagiorchiida; Echinostomatidae.
AACGCCACCGUAAACAACACAGCUAUUCAGAAUACCCCCUGCAACUUGAAUUACACACGAACCACAAUUAAUGUGGAGCAAGCAGAGGACCUGUUGGACGAACCCCUUCUUCCGAAGGUUUGUCUAAAACUAGUGUGGACAGAACCGCCACCAGUGGACUUUCAACCGAAACGCGUCAGAUGCAAUUCAGCUGUCGGUCGAGAAACACCACCUGGCAGUGGAAAAUUUGAUCUGAUUUCAGGAUCGACUCCUACCAACACAACAUUACAAUCACCUGGAAGUUUACGUGAUCUUACCGAGCUUUCGUUGAUGUCACGGUUUCGCAUCAGUAAUAGACGACUGAUGGACGUCGGUCACUCAACCGAUCCGUUUCCGGUUUCACCACUGGUUACACGUGAGGAGGUUCCUCGAAUCAUGAGGACUGUUGAUCUACCUGAAGUUGCCCAAUCUGGCGUUUCGACGAUGAAAGAGGAACAACAUGGUGCCAAUGGUAUGCCUGAAUCUGGAUCAGUCAGGCGUAAAGGCUUUUUGGCUUUGGACUUUGUGUCGGUUCCGUGGAUAUGUUUCCUAACCAGCUUCGGUGCACCUAAAACCAAUCGACCAAGUUGCCUGGCGUGUUUGCGUGUCCGCGGUCGACGGAAUGGAUCUAAUGAGACUGAGGCCCAAGUAGACGAAAAGUCACUGAUCACACCGUCCGAGCGUUUGACAUUCUUGCCAGCUGUGGAUGCAGUUUACGUGGAAGAUUCCCGUCUCAUUGCUUGUUUGGAUCCUCCCACUGGAAUAGUGCUGUACUCCGGAAUCUAUAGAGUCUGUCUCCUCGGUGCCAGUCCACCACCAGUGACGAGCCUCUUUUGUGCAAUAGCUGGAAACGAAUUUAUUGAAAAAAGAAUUCGCUCCAUCGCGUCGCGUUCCUCUUCAAUGCCUUUCGUGAUCCAACCGGGGAUGUCAGAAUUGGCACGAUGGCGAGAUAACGCCACACCGGCAUUAUUAAACGAGUUUGAACUGCUUCUGACUAGAUUUCUCGAUCAAGAAAGGUCUAACGGAAAAUGCGCUCAAGUAAGGCUUUUUUCUUCACUUAUCGAGGCUCUCGACAAGAAAACUCGUUUUUCCGAGGCACUGUUCGAGUUUCAUCGGGAAUUGAGUUUGAAUUGCAUCCUGGCCUCGAGUUUACGAUCGCUUGCUGAACUCAACUUGGUCCUCAGUCGUUUUAACGAAAUUAUGUCGAAAAACAGACCUCACCGCUACCAAACUAUUGCACUCCCCCAUGGACUUCGCAUUCAACUCGGUCUUAAAAUGGGUGCGAUUGACAUCCCGAGUUUGUACCUCGGUAUGGCAACCGGCAGCCGUGUCGACUUGACAUUGCUAUUAGACGGGGUUUCCGGGGUGGAUCUGAAGAAGUUCAUGGAUCACCGUCUGCCACCACUCCCCAAAGCAUUUGUACAGUGCAUGCUCACUUUAUCUGAGAUGCGUAUCCGUGAGGAGACCAGGGUUCUCGCGAACACAAGCAUGACCGUCACGGAUCAGUCGCACAGCAUUCAACAGGCUGCCGAAUCACAACACGCGGCACUACUGUUUCUUAGCUAUUUGGGUGAAACGAGUCUGCUUUGCGUCCGAGGUGGUCUAACCAACCAUCUUCGUUCUUUGCCUCGCUGUUUUUCCACCGUGCUUCGUAUACUGCUCAGUCGUUGUCAGGCUAAUCCGCCACCGAAUUGCACUCCAAGAAUGUACAAUCUGAUGGGUCGAAGUGAUCUAGCUAGACAGGCCGAAAUGACAGCAACUACAAGAUCAUCUCGUCAUUCAGGGACAGCACAGAUUCCGCGUGGACCUCUGUUCCAACAACCUUUAUUGUCCGAUAAAAAUACGACCCAAGAUGACACGAACAUGCUGACCUGCGGUACGGUAAAUCGACCGGGGCCACAGGACUACAGCUCAUCGUGGACCACGGCUGAGCGCUGGGCAAAUUUAGUCAAGCCGUUCAGACCGGCACCGUCAAAUGAGAAACCGAAGACUUCUCUGAACGGUCGACAUGCUUUACUUCGUUGUCUGGAAAGUAGUCCCGCAUGUCAAGUUGCAUUCAAAGAUGACCUUCGACUGCGUGAGGCAUACCGUCUACUACAGGCAACCAGCCACAUCCGUCUGCCACGACUCAGUACCGACGGCACUGGGUCGGGUUCAUCCCCGACUGGUGCUAGUUCUUCUGGAACUGAGGGGUCGCGAUUUAACGAACCGCGUUUGGAAAUGCAUUUAGCUGCUGCUGGAAUUCGUGUUUGGGCCUCGGCCAUUGGUCGCGGUAUGCUUGGACUUGACAGCCUAAUUGGAUUCCGUAUUCCUACCCAACUUCGUGUUCCACCAAUUUGCUUGCGUGGGCGGGCGGUUUCCCCCAGCAGCGGACGUCGUGUCCUGGUGGAUUUGGCUCGAGAAUCCAUAAGUACUCUAACCUCGGGCAAUACAGCUCAGGGGCCAACUGGAACGGGGUUGCCGGACGUUGCAUUGGAUCUCGGUGAUCGUCGUGUUGGCACCGGACUGCCUGGAUUGAUCCCCUCAGGUCCAGAGGUGGUCACUUCUUCUACCUCUGACGAAUUGAACGAUGCAUCCAAUCAUCCUGGUAAUUCCAUGGCGUUAGCAAUAGCUUCUGCUGUAGCGGCCAGUGGUGCUGGAGCUGCUCUUCGGACGGCCGCCCUCAACCUCCCGAGAAUGAUACCUCGAAGCAAUCUGGUAAUGAGCUAUUCCAGCAUUCACCUGUCUUCGCUGAGCGCCAAUGCGGCAUCAUCUACCGCAUCCCUGUUAGCCACAGCGAACUUACAACAAACUCCUGCCGUUCUAGCUGCUAAGCACUGGCCUGACUUUCACAAUGGGGUCGCUGUUGGCUUGAGUGUCUCACCUCAUGCAUCGGUUGAUGCAACUUGGAUCAUGUACAAUUGCCGGUUGGCUGGUGCAAGUUCGGACGCUCGACCGGACAUUCAUGGACAAUUGAAUACUGCGGCUCCAGAUAUGCCCACUCCGGAACAGGCCGGGUUGGUGUACGGUUUGGGUUUAAAUGGGCAUCUGAACAAAAUGACACCGUAUGACAUCGGAGAGUAUUUGGUCCGGGUGCAUGAUUUGCACAAUAUGGCCGUGCUUUUAGGUUUGUGUGCAGGUAAACGAGGAACAAUGGAUCAAUCUGUCCUACGUCUAUUGGCGGUACACUAUCGUCCCCUGUUACCCUCUGAUCCCUUAGUUCACCUACAACUCUCAGUCCCCAGUCUGUGCCAGGCAGCGGCUGUGUUCGGAUUGGGUCUUCUCUAUCAGGGCUCCGCACAUCGACAUAUCACCAAUCUUUUGAUUACCGAGCUAGGCCGAUCGCUUAGUGGGGACGCAUCUACCGGCCCCGGUGGUGCGAAUCGCAAAGGGGGCUUAUUUGCACCGGACGGAGACGCACAACAGUCUGUUACCAAUGCCCCACGCACGAAUUCGACAAAUCCCACCACUGGUUGGACAGGAGCUGCUGGUACCGGGGGUUUCGCUGGGGAUAGUUGUGAAUUGAUUGCUCUCUCAGCUGGUUUGGCUUUGGGCUUAGUGUUGUUACAGCGGGGCGACACAUCUUGUGGACUGUCAGACCUGGCUUGGGCCGAAAAGUUACAUGCCUAUAUGCUAGGCAGUGCGCGUGAGGUUGAUGCUCCCAGAUCAGCACGCUCGCGUUAUGCCGGUGUUCCUCAAAACUUUGAUGAAGAAUAUCCAUUACUGGUUAGCCUUCGCGGCCAACUGCAGUCCCGUCGUGGACACACAGCUCAACUGCGACCGGGACCGAUCGCAGGUCCACUCAGCCCAUCGGCGGAAGAACCUCUUUUAAUCGACCGGUACGGUCGAUCUGACACAUCAUACCGGCUGUUCGAUGCCGCAUCCGGACUGCCUGAUCUGGCUGUACUCAUGGAUGAUGUGUUUCCCGGCGAUUUCCCCCUGGGCUUAGAGGACCGUUCCGGGGCGGAUUCGUUGCGUACGUCAGGGUUAGUACGUGGUCGUGGUGUUCCUCAAUCGUACAGUGGUGGAAUGCGUACCGGACGAGUCACCGUCGGUGGCAUAACUCCAGCAAGUGCUGGGGGGACCACGGGCACCACAAGCAGUACUGCGUCGGGAGCGGAUCGGCCCAAUUCAGAUGCCAAUGACUUUGCUCGACGGGAGAGACGUGCCCGCUCGCAUUUGGAUGCCUAUCAGUCCUCAUACAAAAAUCCUCAGAUUCGUGAAUUGGAUUGCUACAAUACCGACGUCAGUGCCCCCGGCGCAAUCAUGGCCCUCGGAAUGGCUUACUUGGGCACAGCCAAUAGUACUAUCAGUCAGUGGCUCUCUCCACCAUCCUCACUUGCCCAGAUUGAAUUAAUUCGGCCUGAUCUAUUCCUGUUUCGUGCACUAGCCCACGCCCUAGUCAACUGGGACGCGAUAAAUCCCAGUCUCGAAUGGAUUCAGUCAUUUUGUCCUCCUGCGCUACUGGAGCGCAUGCAAAAUUUAACCGAAUCUGCGGUCGAUGACUUUUUGGAAGAUCUGGCACAGCCUCCAUCAAUGACGGAAUUAUCAAGUGAAGAUGACGUUGAGAAUCGUUGUCCUAAUCCGAUUAUGGCUGCCGCGGCUAGCGUUCGUCAGACGCUUCAGCGGAACACGACAGUCGGACGCGGUCGAACCCCAGCACGUCAGGUUUCUGUGAAUAGUGCCAAUGCUCGUCGUCGACGCCGUCGAUGUCAACCCAUCAUUCCUCCAUUCUCCUCAACUGAUGCAUCUCGAUCCAAAUUGGCCCGUGAAUUUGCCAACUGGCAGGGUCAGUUCUUACCGGAUUCCGUCAGUAAAGUAGAUGAGGAAGCGAUCAGCUUUAAUGUUAACCUUGGUGAAAUCGAGCGUAUUUAA